AUGAUUGUAAAUGUGUCAAUCGAUACAAUCAUCUUCAAAUCAGAUUUCAGCAUACAACAAUUUUCAUUCCAAUUCAUGUUAAAUGUUGGAAAUACGAUGCAGGAAGACUUUGGUUUUUUAAAUGUUAAUAAUUGUUAUGCAGAAAAGACGGCAGCAUCUAACUCACGAGAUUCAAUUGACCUAGAGUCAUCGACAUCAUCGAUUUUCAAUAAAAAUACGACUAAAAUUAAACUAGAAGAUUCGCCUGAUAUCAACAAGUGGUCGUUUAACUAUGGAACUAAUUUUUUAAGAACCUCCGACGAUCCCUUGAUCUCCAGUGUAAAUAACGGAUGUGAUCAAGUCGAUAAUGAGCUACUGCGGAGAGACUCUACAUGCACCGAGACAACGUCAACAUUAUUCGAUAACAUGAAUAAUACAACGAAAAGUAGAAAAAUGGAAAGUACAGAAAUCACAACGCACGUGAAAAGAGUAACGACACGAACAAGACGAAAAGGUCCUCUAAAACUUCGAUUUCAUCAUCAAGCACUUCCGCCUGAAUAUUUAAAUCAUUAUGAAUCACAACAGCAGCAGCAACAGCUGAAUGAAAAUUUACGACAAAAGCAACAGCAGAAUCAUCCUCAACAACAACAACAACAGCAGCAAAAUGUGACGAAGAAGACACACACAAAAACAUCGACGCCGCAAAUGCCGAAACCACCUGUUGCUGUGCCAUUCGAAAAAGCCAAAAUUGAGGAUGUAAAGAAAAAUAAUGAAAGCAUCAUAAGUUGGUUACAAAAUGUUUUAGAGAUGCAACAUACAAAGGAAACAAAGUCAGUGCCAAAGACGCGUACGAUUCCAAUUGAACUAAUACCAACACCAGCACCAGCACCGACAUCAUCAAGAACCCAAUGUCUAAGUGAUUUGCCAUACAUGGGUGAGAUGACAUUGGAAAAUAUGAAACCACGACGAGGACGUAAACCAAAGAAAGCUGACAUUUGUCAUCUGAUUUAUAAGAAUUAUGGUACAGUAAUUCCUGGAAGUAAUCCUACCAACUCAUCUGUAUCAGCUACGACAUCGGUAACUGAGAAGAAAUCGAGUGAAACAAAGAAGAAAAGCGCAACAGUUGCAGUGAAAAAAUCAACAGUUGUAAAAACUGUUAAGGAGACUAAAACUUCACAGCAUGAGCCACUGAACUUGUGCAUCAGAGAAAAGAGAGAAGAUUCAUCAAUUUUAAUUAGUGAUGAUAAUGAGAGUAAUGACUUUCCAAUGCCACUAUCUAGUGCCUUCAAACCAAUCGUAGAUCCAUGUGAAAAUAGCAGCAUUGACUUAGAAUUUUCAUCAACAAUUCCAUCACUAAUAUCACCACUAGAUCUAUCAAAUGAUUUACCGUCCACAAAAUCCCCACGACCACCUUCAGCAAGUUCAACAUCAACACCUGUUAGUCCUGGUUAUGUCUACUGGCCCAAUGCUGGAUUAUUUAUUCAUCCGAUGGCAUUUUAUUAUCAGAAAAUGAUGAAUAAGAAUAAGCUUAAUCAUGAUUCGUCAGCAUCAUCAUCAUCAUCAUCCCUAUCAUCAAUGAUGAAUCAGGAAUCAUCAACAUUAUGGGAUCAAAACUUAUCGCCAAGUUCAAUAGACAUGAAAGUUCAUGAUUUUGAGAUAAAAAGUGAGGAAGGUCUGAAUAGUCCGCCUGUGUUGUCAGAGAUGCUUAAGAAUACGACACUAGAUUCAAACAAAGAGACUCAGUCAUGUAAUCCAAGUCAGAAACGCAAACGAUCAGCAAUUUUCAUACCUCCAGUACAAAGUGACAACCCAACAAGUCCCACAAAUGAAGUCAGCAUUUGUAAAUUUAAAUUUACUGGCGGUGCCAAACCGAGUCUACAAGAAAAGAAAAUCCUCUCAGUCGAUUCUGGUGGAAAUUUUCGGUACUAUUCAGGAACGGGAGAUAAAAAUAUGCGAGGUUAUGAAUUCUUUCCACGUGAGAGUUUAAUGCAGAGUAGCUUACAAUCCUCAUCACAUACAAAUGCAUUUCUUAAUGCUGAAAGUGAGAAGAUUCCAAUUGAACUUUUGCCUCCAAUUUCUAGUGACUUGAAUGCUAAGCUCCUAAAUUUAAAUCCAGAACUUGCAGAAUCACCGAAUUCAAAUUUUUUCCCGCCUCAAGAUAUUGAAAAGUCUGAUAAUGAUCGACUACACAGGAAGAAGAAGUCAUCAAAUCGCACGACGCAGCGUGCAAAACUUGAAAAGACAUUUAAGGAAAAAGGAUUUCUCAUUCAGACCCAGCAACUUGAAUCUGCUGAAGGUGCAACUUACUGUAAAUUUAGACAACUGAAAAAAUUCACUCGAUAUCUAUUUAGAAGCUGGAAAGACUAUUUACCAGCUGAAGAUGGAGUUCCAAUACCUGCCGACUGUCAGACAUAUCCGAAUAACUUCAAUCAUCAUGAAAACAAUAACAAUACUACUAGUAAUAAUGACAAUAAUAAAGAUUCUUCACCAUAA
Molecule: messenger RNA, 2472 nt
Organism: Chironomus riparius
Lineage: Eukaryota; Metazoa; Arthropoda; Insecta; Diptera; Chironomidae
Source: the annotation of a GenBank genome assembly